GUGUGAAGUCAAGUUGGUCGAGUAGAAGUUUGGAAUUCCACACAAUCACUACUUUACAUUACUUAGUGAAGGAAGUGUCCGCCACGAGUGUAUGUAUGUAUGUGUUCAUCUAACGAACACUAAAUUUAGCGGUUAUUGUAGUUUUAAUAAUUUGUUUUUAUUAUUAACUAAAAGACUUUAAAGGUGGUGAUAAGCAGUGAAAUACAUUAAGUGAAGUGCGUUUUGUUUGUAUUUUGGUAAUUCUUAAGCCUAUAGAAAUGAAGUACAAUACAAUAAGUUCCAGUAGUCUUGGCAACGAAAGAAAAUCUACAUUAACGAUAUACACUGACACGGAUGUAUCACCAAACAAGGUUAUAUACACCGAAGAAGAAGUCGCUUCUAUUAGAGGAGAGCUUGAAAUAGUCCAAAAGGCUCUAAAACUUCAAACAAAGCGAUGCAGACAACUCGUCACGGAAUAUACACGUAGACUUCAAGAAAAAGAACACAAAUUUCGUACCGAGAAAGCUCUAAGGGAUGAUCAAUUAGCUAAAGUCCUAAGAGCAUUGUUGAUAUUUGAAGCUCGUUUACGUCAAGAACAGAAAUUUAUAAGUCGCCAGUUGAGCGAAAAAGAUACCGUUAUAAAAAAACAAACUAGCGAUAUAAAAAAGUUGUUAUCAAAUCAGUAUUGUAAAAGUUGUAAACAGUAUUACUCUUCCAGUCCGGUUCAAGAAAGCUUAGAUAGUAGUACUGAAUACGUCCUCACGGAUUGUCAAGAAUAUCAAUCUUCAAAUUUCGAAUCUUUAGAUAGUAGUUGCGAAGCAACGCUAUCAGAAAAAGAUUACAACAAAUCGGAAAGCUCGUAUGAAGAUAACUCAAAAUCCGAAAGCGAAUCGAAAAUUUAUCAAAAAAAUAAGAAUAAAGAUUCUUUGGGACGAAAAUCGAAGAAAAUUCCUCACAGGAAGAGCAUCGGAACUUACUUUGAAGUAUUAAAGUUGAGAAAUGACAGUAACAGCCCUUUAUCAAACGAAGAUAACACAAGUAACGAUUACGACAAUUUGGACUCAUUACCACCGGAAACUAAUAAUUAUAAAACAAGUGUAUUAGCAGAAAAUUUGUUUGGUGAAAAUGAUGAUUUAACACUUAUUUUACAUUCUGAAAAAUCUGUUAAUAAUAGUGAAAAUUCCGAAGAUACUAACAUCGAAGAAGAAAAGAAGCAAUCGACUAUAACAGAAUCUAUACCAGUCUUUGAAGGAGGUGAAGAAACCAAUGAUAACUGGUAUGCAAGUGCCAGCGAUCAAGAAGACGAUGAGCAAAGAGAUAUUUACAGAAAUAAUCCCGUGUUAGAAUGCAUGAAUCAAAUUUUGCUACAAAAUAUCAAUGAUACUUUGAAUUCACCUCCUAAAACUCCAAACAUUGAAAGAAAACCGGUGAAAAAUAAAAGAGUAAAAUUCAGCGACGAAGAAAAUAAAAGCGAAAUUAAAGAAACCGAAUUGACACAAGAAAAUUUAAAAGAAAAUGAAGAAAAUAAUCAUGAUUACUACGAAACACCUAUACAAAAAUCCCCCAAUUUUUACGAAACCCCUCAAAGUAUAUACAGUAAUGAUUACGAACAGAUUCUGAGUAAAUGUAACGAAACUUUUAACUCAUCCGAAGAACAAAAUGAAAACAAAACUAGUCAUUACUACAUAGAUAUGGAGGACAAAACUAAAAAUAUCGAUAAUGAAAACAGAUUAGUCAAAAAAAGUAAAAUUUUAAGAACCCCACCUGCUUUACCUCCCAAACCAGUAAACUUGGUAUCCAAAUAUAAGCUACAUAUUGUUUCUAAAUCACCUCCGUCUGAAAUAAGCAGCGACAGUACUGCUGAAUGCGAACCUGAUUAUUGUUCAAUAUCCGAAUUGAAUUUACCACAAAAUAAAAAUAUGGUUUCCUUUAAAAAAAUCAACGUCGUAGCUGAAAUAAAUGCGCCUACAUCUCUUGACGUACUUAACAAAAUCAACACGAACGAUUCUUCGACUAAAUUGGAAAAUAGCCCAGAAAACUCUAAUUUGAUAGUAAAAAAAUGCGUCGAAAAAUUGAAUAUUCAACUAGCCAAACAAACCCCCAUCAAAUCGGAAUCUACUUCGCCCAAAAAGAAGAUCGAUAUCGAGAUUCCGAAGCUACCACAAGUUUCCGAAAUACUAAUACCAGAAUCCGAAGAUGAGGAAAGGGAUAAAGAGGACAGAAUCGCUCAAGAUAAUUACAUGAGAAACAACACAGAAAUUUUGAAGCUCAAAACGAACCGAAAACCUAUCGUUAUAAGCUCGUCCGUAUCUAGUCUUAUAAAUAGUUUUAACAAUCAUCAAGCUUUACACGAAAUAAAGCAAAGUCCUGAUAAACUUAAAUCGAAUAAAACGAUGUUUUCUAGUUUUGAAAGUAUCCAAAACUCAGAAAAACACACAACGACUUCGGUCGAUGAUUCUAAAUCUCCCAAUUUUGAAAAAUUUGAUCUAAGUCAAAAUUUCGAAGAGUUUAAAUUAGACGAUUGCGAAAUCGAAGAGUAUACCGUCGAAGAAAUCAAAGAUAAUGAUAUUAGCGACAAAUCUAACUCGACCAGAGUGGAUCUCAUUCGAGUUACAGACAUUGCGACACCAGUUUUGAAUAGAAAUUCGGUAGAACUACUCAAAAAACAAUUGGAAUUACAGAAAGCGCAAGGAGAUAAGGAUCAUAAUAACAAAAAGCCAUUUCCGAGACCGAACCAACCGACUUACGAACACUUUUUGGAAUGUACGGGUCUAAGUACUAAAUCCAUAUUAACACCAUCGAGAAUGCUCAGUAAUCACAAAGGUAUUUUGAAACCUAAGGACGUUAAACUUCGAUCGAAAGUUAAAGCAAACAAUAUGUCAGAAAGGCAUAGUACUACUACAAUGAAAUAUUGGUCCGAACCGUACAUUUAAAUAAUAUUUUUUUAUUUAUUUUAUUAACAUAGUGUGUUCAUACAGUAACUGGCUAAUAUUUCGGUUUUUAGCACCGUUUAACAUAAAACUAGCUUUAUCAGAAAAUAUUACAUCGAAAAAAGGUGUAGGAUCGAUAGAGAACUGAAAAAUAUUUUAGGUUUGCUCAGUAAAAAAUUUUCGUAACAAGAUAAUUUUCAAAUCAAAAUAUUCCGAAAACGGUUUUAUCAAAAGUACAUUUUUGAUGUAAAAUUAAAUGAUGUUUAAGUUCACUUGAAAUUUUGCUUAAUAAAUCUAAUAUAGAAAAAGUUAUAUUUAAUACUACUUGGUACAAACCGCGUGACUAGCGCCCUCUAUGAGAGUCAGAUAUUAAACAACAGAUUUAUUGAAUUUAUCAGCUUCUAAAACAUAUUCGUAUAAAAUUUCGAUCCAAUAGUGACAGUAGUUGCGGCAAAAAUUUAUUUUCUUGUUCGUUUUGUAUUCAUUUACAUACGGAAAGUUGCGUUUUGAGUGUUCCAUGUACUGAAAGUGACAGUUGACAGUUCCGUACUGCAAAACACUUUCGGGACGUUAUGGAGUAGCUUUAACUUCCUUAAAUGUGACUCUAGCCACUUCAAUGUUGACAGUUGACAGUUUCACUUCGAUGAUUUUGCAUAAUUUUAUUAUUAUUAUUUUCAGUCCUUGGUAUACAAAUAACUAUUUCAACGCCCUGUAUCUUAAAUACGGAUGGCGUUACAAAAUUUUUUUAUGAAGCAAACCCCAAAUAUUUUUCAGUUUUCUAUCUAUCCUAGAGGCACGGUCACCUUUUUUUGAAACGCCAUGAACGUCAGCAAUAAUUUUCAAAUCAAAAUUUCUGUCAAAUAACGUUGACUCAUUUUAGAUUUUGGCGUAAUUUUGAGAAACUCUUCUUUAGGGUCCCAAUAAACAAAAGUUACACGAGUGUGAUUUAUACAAGCGCUUAUAUAACUAAAGACUUUAAAAUCGAUAUUUUCAAGCUAGAUCAACUUUUGCUGUAAAAUGUUUCUAUUAGAAAAUCGAGACCAAUCAAGAACCAAAUGCCAACAUUUCUAUUUGUGAUGCUUGGUUCAAAACUAAAAGAUUAUUUCCUUGUUAGCAACGGAUCCAAUUAUGCUGAAUUUAUUAACUCAUAAACGUCGCUUAUCUAUCUAUGAAGGCAUAGAGUUAAUAUAGAAGAUAGAAACAUCGAUUCAUUAUUAACCUGUCAGAUCGAACUUGAAGGUCAUGAUGUCCAUAAUAAUAAUGCAGGGAUAACAAACUUUCACAGGCUUGUCUUAGCCUCAUUUCAGGACUUUUAUCUUACGAGAUUUAUUUUGUGCGAAGCUCAAUUUUUGUGAGGACGUUUCACUAUCAAAUUAAUCCCUUGUGAUGGAUCACGAACCUUUUAUUCAUUCCCUGUUGAUUAAUGAUGAUGAUUUCACAAGAAAAUCGACCUUUUUUGACGUUGUUAUGAAAUCCUGGCCAAGUCGGUCGAAAACCGGCCUAUUCGACCAGCUUUGUCGGAGUGUUUGACAUUCAUCAAUACUAAUUAAAUUUCAAUUUCUUAAAGUAAUAUCACGAAAUAUCUUUGAUAUUUAAAGCUUGUUUUCAUUUUAUUUUUUUGGAAACUCCAAAAAAAAUGUCGAGUAUUGAGGUCUAACUCUAACGAGAAACAUUAAUUAAGUUUAUUAGCUGUAGCUCAAAAUCUGAUCAUUGAUUAUGGGUAACCUUAAAGCAAAUAUCUUAUAAAACUCAAAUUUUAACAUCAAAUUAAAAUCUAUCGUAUUUUAUAACCACCCAAUGUUUAUUUUAAAAAUUGAUUCUCGAGAGAAUAGAAAGUUAUUUGGAAUUUUUUAUUUUAUUAAUAGAUGAACCUUUUAUUUGUAAUAUCGCUAUAUAUUUUUUUAUUUUUUUAUCUUUAUUCUCCAAAAAUUCAAGUGCUCUGUAUAAGAAACUUCAAUGUUAUUUUAAUUAUACAACGGUUUAUCCUAUUUAUUUGCGUAUUUUGAAACGUGAGAUCAAUAUGUUAUUUUCAAAUCAACUUUUAUAAUGUAAUUUUUUCAAUUUAUAGUCUUAUUAAAACAUUAAAACACUAACUAUUAUCAUUAUAUAUUUACCUAACUAGAAACCGGUAACUUCAUCUCGUUGAUAAUCAGAUAAAAAAUGCUAAUGACUGUGUACUAUUAAAAAAUUCAUCAUAUUCAAGCUAUCGUUCAAAAAUUACUGUCAAAGUGGGAGAUAUUUUUUUACAACCAUUGUAUAUCAGCAAAUGACUGCAACAGGGAUAAUUUUUGUCGCCUAAACUCUUCAAAAUAUUUCCUGAACUAGCUCUUAACGAACGAUUUUCUCUUAGUCUGAAUGAGUUGCGGUUUUCUUUUUAUUUUUUUACUUACACAAGUUCUCUAAAUGAUGCAAAAGUUCGGGUAUACAAAGGAGAACAAGAGAGAAUCAUAGUUGAGACAGCAUAAUUUAUUUUAUUUUAAUAGAAUCAUCAUUUUCGUGUCCUUAUGACAAUUUCCUAAUACUUUUCUUUUAAUGAUUGGCUCUUUCGAAUUGUUUAGGAAAAAGAUCUGCCUCAACAGUAUGUUUCAUCGCUCCAAAAUAAACAAAUCUGCAUAUAGAGCAGAUGUUGUUGUAUGUUUGAAUGCUUAAGAGCUCCUCAAUUGUACGAUAUUGGUUUGUUUCCACUUUUGCCCUUGGCAGUUCGUUAUUUAAUCUUGUUGGUUUUUCUGAUCGAUACCAAACACACAGAAGCGCCUUUUUGGGAUGUAAACUCGACGCAGUACUGCUUGGUGAUUCAUUUGGAGAUAGCCACUGCCUUUUGUGUCUGGUAUUAUCAUCUAAUAUCCACUAUAAUACGAUUCUGUAUAAAACCUUUGAAGCAUGUAAUGAAUCGAUUAACAGUUCGAACAGAUCAUAAAGGAUUCUAUUCUGCUGCAGAUGUUGUUGGAUGGAUCGAAUGCUUAAGAGUUCCAUGAAAAAGUCACAAUAGCCUUAAAGCGUCUUCUACACGACUUCAAAGUAUAUAAUGAGCCGACAAAUGAUAGUCAAAUACCAGAUGUCAAAGGAGGAAAUGGAAAAAACAAUUCUCGAAAUUGAAAAAAGAAAAGACGAAAGUAAAAAUUGAAAUAUUUAUUAGGUAGGCGUAAUCUUUGUCGUUUAAAACGAUGUAAUUGAAAUCAUCACAUGUUUUGCCUUGUAGAUUGUUUGUGUCUAUAAUAAAGCACUAACAGAUGAUACAAUUUGUUCAUUUCCUUUGUCCACUGAGUUGCUAGUAAUCAGAACUCUCAAUAUUUGAUGAUUUAACGCAGAUAUAAUUCUCCAAUUAAAGUCUGACAUAAUCAAAAAACUUGUUCAUAUAGGAGAGACAAUACUUAUGGAAAUGUAUGUCAACGGCUUUCAAUACUAUCAAUUAAACUUUUCUAACGGUUGUAAUCAUUUAUUCAAAUACUCAAGAAACGUCUCAUGUCUUUCAUGAAAUGGCAUCUAGCUACAACACUGAACAUAUUUCUUACAGUUUAUUAACAAUAUUUUCAAAAUCCGCAAAUUUUAAGGGUGUUUAAUUGAAAGUACAGACUAUAUUAAAAGAGGCCAUAACGCGACUCGCGAACCAUAUGCGGUUCCUAACUUGACACUCGAUUUGGCAGCGCCGCAUUAGAUUAUGCAACAUUGUACACGACGCGCGCUAUCAGUCACGAUAUGCACGCAAUCUAUAUACAGUGUAUACAGCAGACGCCAGCCAGUUUGAACACGUUGACUGCCAAGGCAAUUUCCACAAUUCCAUUAAAUCAUUAAAACUAAUAAUUUAAACAAAAAGUUAUCACUGAAAGGUAUAGAAAACGUAGAAUUUAAAAAAAAACUUUUAUUUCCUUGUUGAAUUAUGUAAAAAAAAUUCUUCAGGGGAGGUUAAUUAUGAGUUAUUUUGUAGUUGGCAGUCAACUUGUUAAACAGAUAUCGUGGUAGCUUUCUUAAAUUGAUUGAUUAAUUGUUUAUGUAGAAUUAUGAGACUUAAGAUAAUAAAUGUCGACCAAAAAACGUUAAUAUGAAGAAAAGAAUCGAAAUUUUAAUAAUAACUGGAAAGAAAAAAGAGAAGCCUAUGUGUCACAUGUCAAUCUUUUGAAGCUCGUAGCAGGCAAACUUGAAAAAUAUAUUCACUUAAAAUAUUUGAAUAUUUCCACGCACGGGUUUCCGCGGAAACAUUUGAAUUAUUCCAUUCUGCUACUUUUUGCGAUGUAAUGUAAUUAGUAAUUAACGAAAAUUCGUCGAAAACUUCAGUAUCUUUAUUACAGUCAUUAUAUUGCUUUUCAAUCAACAUAUUCAUAGAUUUUUGGAAUAUAUUCUAAUAUUUUCUAAAUCUGCACAAUUAAAUAUCUCCAGAUAUUCAGGCCGUCUGCUAUUCAAAUUUUCGCACGGUUUCUGAAAACGAAUUUUGCGUCCCGAAGUUCAUUUUGGUGAUACUGGAACUCGUAAUAAUAAUAAAAAAGGACAGUUCCGUUCAAAACGGGAUGUAUGGUUACGUUUUUUUGACAUAUCCUAGUAUUUGUGUAAUUUUUCAAACAAAAAAUAUCAACUAUUUUAUUCUGUAAAUGAUUUCCACACUGUAAGUGGUUCGAAGAAAAAGUCAUGGUGUAAUAUUGGUUAACGUGGUUACUUUAUAUCUUUUACAUUGUAAUUGUUAUAAAUUUUUAUAGCUACCGUUGAUCCUUCGACUAUAAAAUGAGUAAUGACGACAUUAAAACUAAUUUUUCGAAGUGUUUCUUAUACAAUGUAUCUUUCUUAUAUUGAAAUAUUUUUAAGUUUAAUAUUAUAAAUGUUUAUUAUUAUACGUAUCCUUUUGUUGUGAAUACGAUGUAAGAAAUGUCAAAUAUUGUUUAUAUAAAAAUAAAUUAUUGCUCUUGC
Diorhabda sublineata is the source of this 7805-nucleotide messenger RNA. RefSeq lists its product as uncharacterized. NCBI's taxonomy places the organism in Eukaryota, Metazoa, Arthropoda, Insecta, Coleoptera, Chrysomelidae. Bases 258 to 2912 code for a protein of 884 amino acids. The record is from RefSeq and is a predicted model, not a curated record. The transcript has 2 exons.